Messenger RNA from Cylindrotheca closterium, 981 nucleotides. The record is from the annotation of a GenBank genome assembly. Lineage: Eukaryota; Bacillariophyta; Bacillariophyceae; Bacillariales; Bacillariaceae.
AUGAGAUCUGCUUUGCGAUUAUCUUCAAUUUUGGCUCUUCUUCUUGAAGCCAGCGCUUUCGUCUCACAGUCUAGACAGCCAACCAGUGAUGUUUCGCUUAAAAUGGCUGGUGGAGACGAUGUUUACGUCAUGGUCAAUGGGAUGCCAGGACCAAUGGCCACGGCAGCAGCUGAAGCUUGCCUUCGCAAGGGAUUGAAGCUUACACCUGUCGCGAUGACUGGUCCAGACAUUCAAUCGUCGACAAUUACAGUGUACGACUCUGUCACUGGAAAAUCGUCGGACGUUAAACUGAUUCCUGCCAGCGAACCCGACGAGUUGAAGGCUUCAAUAGCGGGAAUCAAGGAAUCUUGUGGGGAGAAGAAUGUCUUGGCUAUCGACUACACUCAUCCAUCUGCUGUCAACAACAAUGCUCUAUUCUAUGCUGGAAACAAGCUGCCAUUCGUCAUGGGAACUACUGGUGGGGACCGAGAAAAGCUCAUUGACGACAUGCAAUCGGCAAAGCAUUUUGCAGUGAUUGCGCCAAACAUGGGAAAGCAAAUUGUUGCCAUGCAAGCUGCACUAGAAGAUCUAGCUACCAAGUAUCCAGGAGCAUUCGCGGGAUACAAGCUUGAAUGCAAAGAGAGCCACCAGAAAACCAAGGCUGAUACUUCUGGAACUGCCAAGGCCGUCAUUGACUCCUUGACACAGCUUUCUGACGACAGCUUCACAUAUGACGACAUUGAAAUGGUCCGAGAUGACAAAGAAUCCAUCGAAUUUGGUGUUUCAGAAGACGCGUUGAAAGGACAUGCAUUCCACACUUACACUUUGACCAGUUCUGAUGGAUCGGUUCAAUUCCAACUGAAGCAUAACGUUUCUGGAAGAACCGUCUAUGCCGAAGGCACUGCAGAUGCAGUCAAGUUCCUUGCCAAAAAGGUGCAGUCAGAGAGCGAAGGAAAGGUAUACAACAUGAUCAACGUGUUGGAAGAAGGAAGUUUGGAAUAA